GCGGGCCAAGAUGGCUGCGGCCAGCUGAGCGCUCGCGUGGUGCACUCACGGUGCUAUACCGGCAGUCAUGUCGGGCCGCCAGGGCAACAAACUGCCCAGCAACCUUCCCCAGCUGCAGAACCUCAUCAAGCGCGACCCCACCUCUUACACCGAGGAGUUCCUGCAGCAGUACCACCACUACCAGUCCCAUGUGGAGAUCUUCACCUUCCAGCCGGACAAGCCCAGCAAGGAGCUGGCCGAACUGCUCAUGUUCCUGGCGCAGGUUGCCCACUGCUACCCCGAGCACAUGGCCAGCUUCCCGCAGCAGCUGAAGGAGCUGCUCUCGUACCACCACACGGUGCUGGACCCCGAGCUGCGCAUGACCUUUUGUAAGGCUCUGAUCCUGCUGAGAAACAAGAAUCUAAUCAAUCCCACGAGUUUGCUGGAGCUCUUCUUUCAAUUGCUGCGCUGUCAUGAUAAGCUGCUACGAAAGACCUUGUACACUCACAUUGUGACRGACAUCAAGAAUGUCAAUGCUAAACACAAAAACAAUAAAGUGAACACGGCGUUGCAGAAUUUCAUGUACACAAUGUUGAGAGACAGCAAUCCCACUGCUGCCAAGAUAUCUCUGGAUGUGAUGAUUGAGCUUUACAGAAGGAAUAUUUGGAAUGAUGCCAAAACAGUCAAUGUCAUCACAACUGCCUGCUUUUCCAAAGUGACCAAGGUGUUAGUUGCUAGUUUGAAGUUCUUCCUUGGGAAAGAUGAAGAUGAAAAACAAGACAGUGACUCAGAGUCUGAGGAUGAUGGUCCCACAGCCAGAGAUCUGAUGAUGCGCUAUGCGACCAACAAGAAAACCACCAAGCGCAAGAAGAAACUGGAGAAGGCCAUGAAGGUCCUCAAGAAGCAGAAAAAGAAAAGCAAGCCAGAGGUGUUCAACUUCUCUGCCAUUCACUUGAUUCAUGAUCCCCAGGACUUUGCUGAGAAACUGCUGAAGCAGCUGGAGAACUGCAAGGAGCGAUUUGAAGUGAAGAUGAUGCUCAUGGAUCUAAUAUCCAGGCUGGUUGGAAUACAUGAGCUUUUUCUUUUUAAUUUCUACCCCUUUGUUCAGAGGUUCCUGCAGCCACAUCAGAGGGAAGUGACAAGAAUUCUUCUAUUUGCUGCRCAGGCUUCACAUCAGCUGGUACCACCUGAGAUUAUCCAGUCAGUGUUGAUGACCAUUGCCAACAACUUUGUCACAGACAAGAAUUCUGGGGAGGUCAUGACUGUAGGAAUCAAUGCAAUAAAAGAAAUCACUGCGAGAUGUCCCUUAGCCAUGACUGAAGAUCUGCUCCACGACCUUGUUCAGUACAAGACUCAUAAAAAUAAAAAUGUGAUGAUGUCUGCAAGAACUCUGAUCCACCUGUUUCGCACUCUGAAUCCAGAGAUGUUGCACAAGAAGUUCAGGGGUAAGCCUACUGAGGCCUCUGUGGAAGCCAGGAUUCACGAGUAUGGAGAACUGGAUGCCAAAGACUACAUUCCAGGAGCAGAAGUACUGGAGGUUGAGGAUCAAAAUGAAAAGGGAGGAACCCAAGAGGAAGAUGGCUGGGAAAGUGCUAGUUUGAGUGAGGAGGACAAUGAAGAUGGAGAAUGGAUUGAUGUGCACCACUCCUCAGAUGAGGAGCAGCAAAAAGUAGCAGAAGAAGUGAAAAACAUGCCCAUGGAGGAAAGAAAAGCUAAAGCUGCAGCAGUCAGUACAAGCAGACUGCUAACUCAGGAAGACUUCAAGAAAAUACGUCUUGCCCAGCUUUCCAAAGAACUUAAUUCUGCACCUGGCAAAGCUGCAAAGCGGAAAUACCUUGAAAUAGAUGAUGAAGAGGAGGAGGGCAGGGGGGAGUUGCUUUCACUCAGAGAUAUUGAACAUCUGCAUAAGAAGCCCAAGUCAGACAAGGAGACCAGACUGGCAACUGCAAAGGCUGGAAAAACAGACAGAAAAGAAUUUGUGAAAAAGAAAACCAGAAUCAACCCAUUUGCCAGCUCUUCCAAUAAAGAAAAACAAAAGAACAAGAAYUUCAUGAUGAUGAGAUACAGCCAUAGUGUCCGGACCAAGAACAAGCGUUCCUUUAGGGAGAAACAGCUGGCUCUUCGAGAUGCGCUGCUGAAAAAGAGGAAACAGCUGUUAAAAUAAAUGCUGCAGAGAACUUUAUCACCCCUGAAGAAAUAGCCCUGGAAAUGCCUAUUUCCACCCACCACCACCCUGAGGGAAAGAAGGACCCUGGUGCCUUAGGGACUUUGCUCUGAUCUGUUCAGAAAUGCAAAUGGAACUCUUGCAAGAUGAUGGAUACCACAUCUAUAGGACAGAGGCCUUAAUCCUUGGAGGAUUUAAAUUUGUUUAUAAAGCAUUCUAGGGAAGAAGGCAAUUAUAUUUUUAUUUAAUGUAAUUUACUUAGUGGGUUUUGUAUGUGCAAGUAUUAAAAUACAGAACCUUAUGGUAAAAGUUCUACUUGAGGCAAUUAAUGACUAAGGACAGGAAAAGUAUUCUGGUCAGUCUAUACAGAAUAUGUUUUUAGUGCCUGCCUGUCUUAGGAGAGUGUUUAGGCAGAGUAAGCUGUUGUCCCAGCAGCUGCUUUUGACCAAUUAAUAAGACCAAUUCAUCUGUGAUGGAGGUAAGCUCAGAUCAAGAGUUAGGAAGAAGAGCUUCAUUAUGGCUUAGGAAGAAAACAGAAAUAAAAUUAAUGUUUGGGAGAUGGUUUUGGUUUUUUUUGUUGCCAUUUAAAUCCAAAGAUAGCAUCAUCUGCAAGAGGGAAAAGGAAUGGUUUUUUUUUUUUUUUAGUGGUGUCUUCUGGUGUGUUUUGCUGUCCAUUGGCAAGUACAUACAACAGUAACAUGAAUGUCUGGAUUCUUUAUUUAGGCUUUAUCUUGUGUUUCAGCCUUGUCCUCUGCUGGGACCAUUAAUGGSCUCUUUGUAGCUUCCCCAGCUACCUGUUUUCAUGAAGUUGAUAAAUUAUUUAUAAGUUGAGAGAAUUACUUAUGCCAUACUUGGUCAAAAUYUGUUGGAAAUGGAUUUCUUUGUGGUGCAGAAGAUGUCACAUGCUCAGUAUAAUGGAAAUGCAUUUGAUGGGGUGCUUUUUUCCCGUCUUUUUUUAGGAAGCCAGGUUCAUGUUCAUAUCCCAUGUGGUAAUUCGCUAUUUGUUGAACACAUAUUUGUAAUAACUUGAAUUCUUUAUUGUGUUGAUUUUGUGUUUGUUUUGUUGUCACAUUGCUUCCUGAAGAAAAAACCCUUAGGCUUUAGGGAGAGAGAGACCAAGUAGGAUUUUUUAAUCGUGUGCUAUGUUGUGUUCAAAUUUUAUGUUCCUGCUGAGGGAAUGGCAGGGAUUGGUGCUUGGCAAGGACAGCAGUGAGCUGUCAGGUGGAACAUGUGUAGCUGGGAGCUGGAGUGGUGUGGGGAUG
Malurus melanocephalus (red-backed fairy wren) is the source of this 3405-nucleotide messenger RNA. RefSeq names its product SDA1 domain containing 1 (gene SDAD1). Lineage: Eukaryota; Metazoa; Chordata; Aves; Passeriformes; Maluridae. Gene Ontology annotation, cellular component: nucleolus. Bases 68 to 2143 code for a protein of 691 amino acids. Gene Ontology annotation, biological process: ribosomal large subunit biogenesis; ribosomal large subunit export from nucleus. The transcript is spliced from 22 exons. The record is from RefSeq and is a predicted model, not a curated record.